GUGAAUGAUAGUUUUCCUGAAAGUUGUUUCGAGGAAUGUGUCCACCACCGUGUCUUCCAUUGUUCCGAGAUCUCGAUCUUCGUCGGAUGGAUCCGCAUCAAAUAAGUAACCAUUCUGGCAACGGCUGAAGUUUCGAACGAACUUGUCACAUUCGAGUUCGGGGCUCAGCCAAAGAGGAACCUUCCAUUGAACUAACCCGUGGCUUUUUCUGUUUCAUUAUCCGUCCCAUUUAGCCUCAUCUCGCCAGUCUUGAUCUCGAAGCUUCACUGGCAAUAUUUACACGGUGACAAGUAGGAUCCGCAUGGCAGAAGCUCCCGACACUAGACCACUAUCCAUAGCGCCAUUCUUCCCGCAUCCCAGUCCUCUUCCUAAACUGGGGGCGGGACCACAAUUUUUUUAUUUCUUGGCGCUAAACUUGGGUUGCUCCGCGCACGUCAACAACGGCCGCUAUUGAAAUCGCGAAAUCGAACCCCUCCACUCCGUGCCUGAAGGGACCCAAGCCCGUGCCGCGAUUCCCAACUCCGCGACCGUUUAUUCCCCCGGCCGUCCGUCCGUCCGGUAAAACUUCACGACACAUUCCCAGCCAGAGUUUCGCUUGGUGCCCUCGGCCGCCUCCAAUCCCGUCGCCAAAAUGUGCUCUCCUACUACAGAAAACAACAACAACAACAACGACCAUCUAGUCCAAUCGUCCGACCCCAACCACCCCGCCAACCUCAUCCCCGCCCUCUGCGCCAAGUUCUGGACUCUCGGCUGGGUAACCGGCACAGGCGGCGGCGCCUCCAUCCGAUCCGAUGACCUCGUCUACCUCGCCCCCUCGGGCGUCCAAAAGGAGCUCAUGAAGCCCGACGACAUCUACGUCUUGUCCUUGGCCGCCCAGGCACAAUCGCUCGACAAGCGCCAACGCGUCUACCUCCGCUCGCCAGCCAACUACAAGCCCUCGCAGUGCACGCCCUUGUUUCUGGCGGCGUUCACCAAGCGCAAUGCGGGCUGUUGUAUCCAUACGCACUCGCAUUGGGCGGUGCUGGUUACGUUGAUUCUGGAGACGCAGGGCGCCGGCAAGGACAGGGAGUUUAUGAUCAACAAUAUCGAGCAGAUCAAGGGGUUUGGAAAGGGGUUUGGCAAGAGUGGGAAUUUGGGAUAUCAUGAUACGUUGAAGAUCCCGGUGAUUGAGAAUACGGCGCAUGAGGAGGACUUGACGGAGUUUUUGGAGGAGGCCAUGGAUAAGUAUCCGGAUACGUAUGCGGUGUUGGUGAGGAGGCAUGGUGUCUAUGUGUGGGGGGAGAAUGUGCACAAGGCCAAGACCAUGUGCGAGAGCUUGGAUUACCUCUUCCAACUGGCCGUCGAGAUGAAGCAGCUCGGUCUUCCUUGGGUAACCGAUAUCGAGCCUACCGUUCCUACGAGGAAGUAAACAACAACAAUAACAACAACAAUAGUGAUACCACAAAAACAAAGAAACAUUCCAUCAAAAUCAUAUACACAAGUUCAGCUCAGAUGUGUAUCCACAAAGUGAUUCAAACCGCUGUGCUUACUAUAUAUACUACAAUACCGCUCGU
Neurospora crassa OR74A is the source of this 1553-nucleotide messenger RNA. RefSeq names its product APAF1-interacting protein. Gene Ontology annotation, molecular function: metal ion binding; methylthioribulose 1-phosphate dehydratase activity. The record is from RefSeq and is a predicted model, not a curated record. Gene Ontology annotation, cellular component: cytoplasm. Lineage: Eukaryota; Fungi; Ascomycota; Sordariomycetes; Sordariales; Sordariaceae. Bases 632 to 1408 code for a protein of 258 amino acids. The transcript is spliced from 2 exons.